Messenger RNA from Durio zibethinus, 2456 nucleotides. RefSeq lists its product as uncharacterized. Gene Ontology annotation, molecular function: chromatin binding. NCBI's taxonomy places the organism in Eukaryota, Viridiplantae, Streptophyta, Magnoliopsida, Malvales, Malvaceae. The record is from RefSeq and is a predicted model, not a curated record.
AUGAAAUUUCCUAUUGAUUUCCUUGGUGUCAUCCUCGUGUACGCAAUCGUGACCGUUGAUUCCCAAUCUGCAAAACCUCCCACGUAUAAAUUUUCAAUUUCCCUCCCGCGGACACAAAAUUUUCAGACGAAUUUUGGAACUAUCUUUUCUUUCUAAAAUUCUCAACUUCCCACGAAACUUCUUUUUUUUUUGCUCUUGGAAUUGAAGAUGGAGGGAGUGUCGGUGGCGGCUUAUCCAUCGUGGAGCGCGGCAGCGUAUGUGAGCUGGGUGGAGGUGAAUGUUUCAAGCGAUAAAGGCAGGAGAGAGGUUCAUUAUUAUUUGAAGAGAAGAGAUGGGGUUUCGGAUCUGGCUGUGAUUGGGAAAGAGAAAAGCUUGAGGCACAUGUCUUAUCAUUUCGCUAUUAAAAACCGCUCCCUUUUCUUCUCUUCGACGUCGUUUUACAAGCUCAAGUCUCGCAGGGAGGUCGUCUAUUGGCUCAAUUCUGUCGUUUCAGAUUCCUCUUCCCGUGAGCCUUACUGUUCACUUAAUGGCUUUUGGAAUGGAAAAGAUGUGAAAAAUAUGGAUUUUGGAGUGAAGGAUCUUCAAUCACGGAAGCUGGGCCGGUACACUAAAGAAUUUUUAUGGUUAGGUUCUCCAUGGACAUGCAGGAAAAAAAGGAAACACUAUCAGUCCUUGUGGAGGAACGGUGUAAAAAUUUCGAUUCACGACUUUGUUUAUGUCUUAGCUGAGGAGGAUAAACGACUUGUUGCCUAUUUGGAAGAUUUGUACGAGGACUCUAGAGGCAACAAGAUGGUUGUGGUACGAUGGUUUCACAAAAUUGACGAGGUUGGUAUUGUUUUGCCUCGCAAUUAUAAUUGCAGGGAGAUUUUCUUUUCUCUUUGUCUUCAAGAUCUCAGUAUUGAAUGCAUAGAUGGAUUGGCCACUGUCCUUAGUCCAGUGCAUUUCAAGAAAUUUUUGAACGAGGCAACACAUACUCGGCUGGAGCCAUAUGUAUGCUGCAAGCAGUUUGAAAAUGAUGAUGUAAAGCCUUUUGAUGUGACUCUAGUUAAGGGUUAUUGGAAACAAGAUAUACUUAGAUAUAUGUAUGGUCUUUCUCCUUCAAAUGAUUGUGUGAGUGGUCAGCAACGUUCUGAUGACCAGAAAAGAGAAUGGGAUGUUGACGAUGGUGUUGGGAUCAGGCCUAGAAAGAGAUAUUGUCAGUCAAAAGGUGAUGAUGUGUACAUGCAUUACAGUGGCAGUAGAGAGUCAAUGGAUGCAUCAUGUGCAGAUGUGCUAGAUUUUCAGAACAGUAAAAAUGGAACUGAAUCAUUCAGUUUCAGUGGGGGGAGUUCUGCAUUCCUGUCCACUGAUGAGGCUAAGCAAUAUUCUUCUCAGCAUUUAAAAUCAGGUUCCCAGGUUGAAGUACUAGCUCAAGAUAGUGGUAUGAGAGGUUGCUGGUUUAGAGCUCAGAUAAUCAAGAAGCACAAAGAUAAGGUGAAGGUGCAAUACCAAGACAUUCAGGAUGCAGCUGAUGAAGCUAACAAACUAGAGGAAUGGAUUUUGGCAUCUAGGGUUGCUGUUCCUGAUCAAGUUGGUAUCCGUAUUUGUGGACGGACAACUAUUCGACCAUCUUCACAAUACCGUAAAGGCAGUGCUUCAAGUAUUGUUGUUGGGUCCGUUGUUGAUGUCUGGUGGCAUGAUGGGUGGUGGGAAGGCAUUGUUGUUGAGAAGGAUUCAGAAGAUAAAUUUCAUGUUUAUUUUCCAGGAGAAAAGCUGGAAUCAGUCUUUGACAGUGGUGAUGUAAGACAAUCUCAGGAAUGGCUGGGAAAUCGGUGGAUAAAUAUAAAGGAAAGGCAUGAUCUUGUGAGUUCCAUACUCUGUGGCAGAAAGCAAGAUGCUGGCAAAUCCUCUGAUUGCAAUUUGGACAAAAUCACCAUUUGUGACGGGGAACAGUUUGGCAAGGAUGGCACUGAUUGUAAUGAUUCUCCUGUUGAACCAGGAAAUGAAAGGGCAAAAGAUGUGGGUUGUAUUCCGGAUCUUUCAAAGGAUGAUUUGCUUUCCCGGUUGAAGUGGAAGUCAUCGAGGAAGAGAAAACGUGUGACUGCGACCUGUAUACAGAAGCUGAAUUGCAGUCGAAAUCCCAUCAAAUGCACUGCAGGGUCUGUUAAUUGCGAAAGAUUUUUGAUCCCUGCAUCCUUAAAAGUUGAUAAUGAUAACUGCAAGUACAUAGGUGAUCCAUUAUUUAGUUCCUCAGUAGUGCCGCCUCUAACAAGCCUGGUUAUGACUAGGUGAUUGACUAUUCUCAUUGGAUAUGUGGAGAUUUUGCUUUCUGUUUUGCAAUUUAGGUCACAAUUUUGGAUGCAGUAUAAUAACUUCUAACUAAGUUAGCCUGAUUUGUUUAGGAUGUUUGCCGGAGGAUUUCUGCUUUUAUGUAACAUGUAUAUCAUUUCUGGUAAUAAAAAUUUACAUUUUUCUUA